This is a messenger RNA of Trachymyrmex cornetzi, 1150 nucleotides long. RefSeq lists its product as uncharacterized. Gene Ontology annotation, molecular function: odorant binding; olfactory receptor activity. The record is from RefSeq and is a predicted model, not a curated record. The coding region runs from base 275 to 1144 and encodes 289 amino acids. Gene Ontology annotation, biological process: sensory perception of smell; detection of chemical stimulus involved in sensory perception of smell. Gene Ontology annotation, cellular component: plasma membrane. The transcript has 6 exons. Lineage: Eukaryota; Metazoa; Arthropoda; Insecta; Hymenoptera; Formicidae.
UCAUUCAAUUUAUUCAUUUGUACUGUACAUUUGUUACGCUAUAAUAUAUAUGGUGUCCUUAUUAAACCUUAACAAGUUUUUUUCUAUCGAGAGAGGAAGGAAUAUCUGCUAUCAUAAAUUCUCUCUAUUUAGUUUCUUGGACAUUAAAAACUAUUUCAUCAUAUACACGGAUCUAGCAGAAUAUUUAAGCUGCAGCUAUAGACCGAAUGGCAAAGAGUAAUACCUGCCUUUUUAAAGGCGGAUAUGAACGCAAUACGAACGCGAGUGUCAAAGCAUGAACAUGAAUGUCUUUGAUGCGAAACAUUUCAAAAUUAAUAAACUCUUGCUUUCGAUCAUAGGGUUGUGGCCGUAUCAAACGACUUUUACAAGGACUUUGAAGACAACGUUCGCCACAGUUGCUGUCAUAGUUAUGUGUGCGCCUAUGGUAGCUAUUGAAUCGAUACAUAUAAUAUAUGUCUUUUUGUUCAUAUUCAAACACCCGAACGAUCUGGAUCAUAUAAUCGAACUCUUACCUACGAUGUCCGGUGCAGUAUCGUGCGGAGCAAAAUUUGCUAGUUUAAUUUAUCACUUUGAAAAGUUUAAAGAUUUGUUUCAACAAUUUCGUGACGAUUGGACGAAUGUCUCGAAGAAAGCGGAACAAAUUUUUAGAAAUUAUAUGGAAGUAUCAUGGAGAUUUACAUCGACAUAUACAGUUUGGAUGGCUACGUUCGUGAUCGGUUUUGCAUUAUUGCCGCUUGUCAACCCACUACUCGAUGUUGUAUCACCGCUAAACAUAACGAGACCAAAAAAAUUUAUAUAUCCAGCCGAAAUGCUGGUCGAUCACGAAAAAUAUUACUAUAUUCUGCUCACAAUUAUGUAUUAUGGUUACUUCAUGGCUUGUGUGGUUACAUUGGCAAUUGAUACAAUCUAUUUCGCCUUUAUAGAACAUGCUUGCGCAUUGUUCGAUAUCUUAAAAUAUAAUGGAGCGUGGUAUGAGACAUCAAACACGGCGAAAAAGAUGCUUUUAAUGCUAAUCAUAAGGAGUCAGAUCAUCAGUGAAAUAAAGGUGGCGAAGUCCUUCGUCAUGAAUCUAGAAAACUUCACUGUGAUAAUGAAAGCGUCACUCACAUAUUGCAUGGUAAUGUUGUCAAUGCGUGAAGAAUGAAGCAGC